Molecule: messenger RNA, 1452 nt
Organism: Symbiodinium sp. CCMP2592
Lineage: Eukaryota; Dinophyceae; Suessiales; Symbiodiniaceae
Source: the annotation of a GenBank genome assembly
AUGGCAGCUGGAACCAAAGGCACCAUCACGCAGGUCAUCGGAUCAACCUUCGAUGCUCAGUUCCCCGAGGGCGAUUUGCCCGAUAUCUACAACGCGAUCUCUGUCGAGUUUGAGCUCGACGGCAACGCUGUGAAGCUGACCGGAGAGGUCCAGCAGCACCUCGGCGGCGGACGUGUGCGAGCAGUCGCGCUCGGAACCACCGAUGGUCUAAGCCGCGGCAUGGCGAUCACUGACCUUGGCGCACCGGUUUCGGUCCCUGUUGGUGAGAAAGUCCUCGGACGCGUGUUCAACCUGCUCGGCGAUCCGAUCGACAACAAGCCAGCUCCAGAGGGCGCGGAUCGCAAACCGAUCCACCGUGAACCACCUGAGUUCUCGGCGCUGAACCCAAAGACUGAAAUCCUCGCGACUGGUAUCAAGGUCGUCGACUUGCUCUGCCCGUUCGUGCGUGGUGGUAAGAUCGGCCUCUUCGGUGGUGCGGGUGUGGGCAAGACGGUGAUUAUCCAGGAGAUGAUCGCUCGUGUUGCUCGUGAGUUCGGUGGGUACUCCGUGUUCUGUGGUGUGGGUGAACGUACUCGUGAAGGGAACGACCUCUGGCGCGAAAUGUCAGAAGCGGAGUUCACUGAUGAGAACGGCAACACCGCGUAUGUUAUUGACAAGGUCGCGAUGGUCUUCGGUCAGAUGAACGAGCCUCCAGGUUCGCGUCUCCGUGUCGCUCUUUCCGGCCUCACCAUGGCGGAAGACUUCCGCGAUGAGUCGGGUAAGGAAACCAUGAUGUUCGUGGACAAUAUCUUCCGCUUUACCCAAGCGGGUUCGGAAGUGUCCGCGCUCCUCGGCCGUAUGCCUUCAGCGGUGGGUUACCAGCCAACCCUCUCGACUGAAAUGGGUGAGCUCCAAGAACGAAUUACCUCGACUGCCAAGGGUGCGAUCACCUCGGUGCAGGCGAUCUAUGUUCCUGCGGACGACCUCACUGACCCGGCUCCAGCGACGGCGUUUGCUCACCUCGAUGCGUUCGUGGUUCUCGAGCGUUCGAUCGCUGAAAAGGGUAUCUUCCCUGCGGUCGAUCCACUCGCAUCGACCUCGCGUAUUCUCGAUCCAGGGAUCAUCGGCGAGCGUCACUACGCGGUCGCGCAGCGCGUACAGAAGGUGCUCCAGCGCUACAAAGACCUCCAGGACAUCAUCGCGAUUCUUGGUGUGGACGAGCUUUCCGACGAGGACAAGCAGAUCGUGGGCCGCGCUCGUCGUAUCGAACGCUUCCUUUCCCAGCCGUUCUAUGUUGCUGAAGUCUUCACCGGCUUCCCAGGUAUCUACACCUCGCUCGAAGAAUCCAUCGAUUCGUUCGAGCGUCUGUGUGACGGCGAAGGCGACGACCUCCCAGAAUCCGCGUUCAUGUAUGUCGGUACACUCGACGACGCACGCAAGAAAGCAGAAGCCGCGGCUGCCGCUGCUGGUUGA